GGGAUUUUGUAGUUCACUGGGCUCCAGAUUAUAAAUGUUUAGCAGAAAAUGUUUUGGACGGUAUUAAAAAGCUUAAAAAGUAUGAAGUUAAUAAAAAAUACAUAUUCACUCUUACAUAUUCUCCUAUUUCUACGGA
Molecule: messenger RNA, 136 nt
Organism: Dentiscutata erythropus
Lineage: Eukaryota; Fungi; Glomeromycota; Glomeromycetes; Diversisporales; Gigasporaceae
Source: the annotation of a GenBank genome assembly